Drosophila ficusphila is the source of this 1791-nucleotide messenger RNA. RefSeq names its product coagulation factor XI. Gene Ontology annotation, molecular function: serine-type endopeptidase activity. Gene Ontology annotation, biological process: proteolysis. The transcript has 4 exons. The record is from RefSeq and is a predicted model, not a curated record. Lineage: Eukaryota; Metazoa; Arthropoda; Insecta; Diptera; Drosophilidae. The coding region runs from base 1 to 1596 and encodes 531 amino acids.
AUGAGUUCGCUUCAGCUGGUGAUCGUUGUUCUCCUCGUGGCUCUGAUUAAAUCGGGUCUUGGCCAGUUGCCCCGGAAUGGCUGCUCUCCGCGAUUCGAGUACCAGGGCUAUAAUGGACAGUACAUUGGCAUAGUGACAGUGCGCCAUCCCUUGGUCACCGACCAUUCACUGAUCCUUGAGUUCUCCCAGCCGGGAUACCACCAAUUCACGGACUAUGUGGGCAGAGUUUCUCUGGUUGAGGAUGAUACCACGACCCAAGAAAAUCUGCGUCAGGGUAAUCCGAUCCAAUAUCGCGUGGAUUUUCCGAUUCCAACAGUGCCGCCCAAAAUCACCAAUAUGGUAUUGAACAACAAAGAACUUUGCGGAGGAUCAGUAUAUCCCAAGCCAAGAACUGCUAUUACUUUGACUAUUACCUGGACCACCUCCCACUCUUCGGUCUAUGGGGCUGUUCCUCAACCUGUGUCACCUUCUCCGAUUUGGCAACAAGCAGAAGAGCCACAGAAUGCAACUAAUAACUAUAGGCAGAACUUUCCCAACCAGCCAAGGCUUACGGAGAAUAAUGUGGAUAUUGAUUGGGGUAAUGGCUCGUUUUCGAAUUCUGAAAUUGGUACUCAGCCUCAGACGAAUCGUAGAGUUAAUCAGCCGGCGAAAACGAACCGUGAUCGGAAUACAGCCACCCAACAGUCUUCAGUAAAUGCUAACCGGGCCACUGUUCCUCAACAGUCUUCAGUAAAUGCUAACCGGGUGACUCUACCUCAACAGUCAAAUUUCGCUCGAAAUUCUGUCCCCCAACAGACAGGUUCUUCUAAUGGAAUUCCCUGCGGAAGGGAGAGAGCCAGCAUAACCCCUUUUAUCUUCCAUGGAACGAGUUUGCAACGCGGUCAGCUUCCAUGGUUGGUGGCCAUCUUCGAGAGGCGGGAAAGCAAUGGACCGGCUUUCAUCUGCGGAGGUUCCCUGAUCUCGACAUCCACUGUCCUGUCAGCUGCCCACUGCUUUCGAUUUCCUGGCCGGAACUUGCCAGCCAGUCGAACAGCCGUCUCCUUGGGAAGGAAUAGCCUGGCCAUCCACUCGCCGGGAGAAUUUCGAGGGGUGUCCGAGUUAAUCAUCCACAACAACUAUCAGAUUAAGCAGUUUACGGAGGCCGAUUUGGCGCUAGUUAGAUUGGAUCUACCUGUGAGAUACAAUGACUACAUAGUACCCAUUUGCCUGUGGAGCACCACGAAUCGGUUGGACCUGCCGCAAGGACUCAAGAGCUAUGUGGCAGGUUGGGGACCCGAUGAGACCGGCACCGGCAACUCAGAUGUGUCCAAGAUCACCGACAUGAACAUCGUGACCGAGUCGAACUGCGGCCAGGAGCUGCCCCACGUCCUGGUGCAGCCGAGCACCCUGUGUGCCAAGAAAACAGGCGCAGGUCCCUGUGCCAGCGAUGGAGGAGGACCUCUGAUGCUGCGGGAACAGGAGGUGUGGGUGCUGCGGGGAGUCAUCUCCGGGGGAGUGAUCAACGAGAAGGAGAACACCUGCGAGCUGUCCAAGCCAUCCGUGUUCACCGAUGUGGCAAAGCAUAUCGACUGGGUGCGCCAACACAUGUGGAACUAAGUGAAGUGAUCAGCUUGCCAAAGACAUUGCCUAUAGAUUUCCCUGUAAUUACAUUCACUUCAGACACGUAACUGGAAGAUCCAAGAGCUGCAUUAUUAUAUCUUAAUAAGCUUCUUAACGCCAAGUCAUUCUAAUUGGAUUCAUUAAUCAUCUAAGAAAAUAAAGUAGCAAAGCACAUCUUGUAUACACUGCAAA